Molecule: messenger RNA, 5461 nt
Organism: Diospyros lotus (date-plum)
Lineage: Eukaryota; Viridiplantae; Streptophyta; Magnoliopsida; Ericales; Ebenaceae
Exons: 13
Coding region: 477-4847 (1456 amino acids)
Biological process (GO): negative regulation of DNA-templated transcription
Molecular function (GO): DNA binding; transcription corepressor activity
Source: RefSeq, a predicted model, not a curated record
GCGACUGGGAUAUGAGAUGGAGGGAAAAUCAGCAAUGCGCAGCUCCCCGAAAUGACGAUCCCACCCUCACCCUUACAUCCCCGAACAGGACGCGUGCUGCGGUGGUACCCUCAAUACAAUACCCCCUCUUUUCUCUGUCUGUCCGUCUGUCUCUCUCUAAACCCUUGUUGUCUGUCUCUCUCUAAACCCCCAAUUUCCUAAUCGCGGCAUUGUUCGGAUUUCGGUGCCUCUGCAUACGUACAGCUCUCGCGAGCUUGUACGCAGUGUUGCAGGUUGGGGUUUCGAUUGAAGGCGGUGAGAAACUUCGGUUUAUGGUCUUUUUCCUUCCCCGAUGCUUUCGAGCUUGUCGAGUGGAGUAUGUGAUCUUCUGUGCGAUGUGAAUAUCUGAAGCUCGAUCGUGCUUUGUGGUUAUUUUUGCCGUGUGGGUCUGUAUCAGAAUCUGACGGAGGGUUGUCAAAUUAGGGCUUGUGGGAGCGAUGAGAGAGGUUUUGAGAUCCGGCGACGGGGCUGAGAAGGCAGGGGACGGUGAAGUGACUGAGAAAGACGAUGUUGAUACGGGUUUGAACAUGAAAGACGGCAUGGAGAAGAAACGAGUAGAUUUCGUUGAAAGUGAUCUGGAUUGCGUCAAAGACUCAUCUGUUUCUUUGAAGGACGGAAAAAUUGACAGCGGGUCAGAAGACGUUGAGACUGGAGAAGAUGCUGCUGUCAAUGCUGAUACAGCUGGCCCUAAAAUUACGACAGGGCAAGGGGAGAGGAAAAGGAAAAGGACCCAGAGUUCUGACGUGGAAGAAGUUAAAGUGAACUUAGUUCAAGUGAAUGGCCAUGAAAACAAAAGUACUGAUGAUAAUGAGAAGCAAGGGCAAGUUUUAGUUUUGACUGAUCCAGCAAGUGUUGAAGAUUCAUCGUCCUCCCCAGGGAGAGCAACUGAAGGGAAGGCAAGUGGGUCCUGGGUCGAAUGCAAUGAGAAGGGUGAUGAAAAUGCUCAUGGAGACAACCAUAUUGGUACUGCUAAAAUUAAGACCUGGCGAAGAGGGAGGAAAAGGAAAAUAGUAGAGAGUUCUGUUUGCAGCCAAGAAGGGGGCACACAGGAAAAGAAGGUUAAAUCUGAUGUUACGAUUGAAUUUGUUGGUAGGAUUUUGAGGUCAAGGACAGUGGCAAUGAGGGGUGCUGACAGCGACAUGGCUGAUAGUGGAGUGGCUGAAGGUUUGAUCAAUGUCAAGGAAGAGAAAGAAAUUGAUGCUUCAAGCAAGAAAGUUAUUGAAAUGGAAAAUGAUAUAAAUGCCAAGUCAAUGGGCAGUAAAAAGGAAAAAGGACGUCGAGGGAGACCCCGCAAGGUGCAGCAGGAAAGUCCUAUGGGAAACAGUGAAAAAGUAAAAGGACGUCGAGGGAGACCCCGCAAGGUGCAGCUGGAGAUUUCUAUAGAAAGAAGUCAAAAAUUAAAAGGACGUCGAGGGAGGCCCCCCAAAGUGCAGCAGGAAAGUCCUUUGGAAGGAACUGCUCAAUCAGUUGUCAAGAAACAGAAUACAUUGAAAGGACGUCGAGGGAGACCUCCUAAGGUGCAGCAGCAAAGUGCACCAUUGAAAAUGACUGUGAUUGGAAAGCAGCAGAAAGUGAGGUCCAGAAAAGACCAUGAUCAAACAAAGUCCGAUGAUGUCACUAGAGGUUCAAAGUUUGUGGAUGGUGGAAAGCAUAUCAAGGUAGCCAUCCCUUCACAUCAAGGAGGGCAGGAAGUCUCUGUGAAGUUGACAGAACAGGACAAUCCCAAGGAAGGAGGAGAAUCUAGGAUGCGCAGAAGUACAGUAAAGCAGUUGUUGAGAGAACGAAUAAUUGCUAUGCUUAAGAGUGCUGGCUGGACAAUCAAAUACCGGCCCAGGUUGCGCACGCAAGGUAGUGAUGCUGUGGGAAAAGGGGAUGGUCAUGCUGUGCGCAAAGAGUAUAAUGAUGCUAUCUAUGUGAGUCCUCAAGGAAAGGGUUACUGGUCAGUGACAUUGGCAUACAAAAUUCUUAAACAAGAAGUUGAAAAUGGUAAUGCUGAUAGUAGUGCCAUUUCCGCAUUUACUCCAAUUCCGGAGGAGGAAUUUAGCAAAUUAUUUAGGAUAACAAAGAAAAAAUUGGAACUAAAAAUGGUGAACAAAGGAAAAAGAGGCCGUGCAAGUAAGACAAGUGAAGGAGUUAGAGGAAAGAUAUUGCCCAGGGGCUUGAAAAGAUCAAAUGGUGGGGAGAGACAAAAUAGAAGAAGAUGUGCCCUGUUGGCUCGUGACUCAAUGAAGGAUUUGGAUCCCAGCAGUGAAGGCUUUGUACUAUACGAUGGUAAGCGCAAUCUUAUUUCCUGGAUGAUUGACUUGGGAACUGUUCCCCUUAACGGUAAGGUUCAAUACAUGAACCGUAGAAGGUCUCGCGCAUUGCUUCAGGGCAGGAUAACCAGAGAUGGUAUUCAUUGUGACUGCUGCAAUGGAACCUUUGCGGUUGCAGAUUUUGAGUCUCAUGCUGGAAGUAAACUCGCUCAGCCUUUUCAAAACAUAUAUUUAGAGUCUGGAAGUUCUCUUUUCAAGUGCCUGUUUGACUCAUGGAGUAAACAUGAGAGGUUGGAGUGCAUUGGAUUCCAUUCAGUUGAUGUUGAUGGUGCCGAUCGAAAUGAUGACACAUGCAACAUGUGUGGGGAUGGCGGUGACUUAAUAUGUUGCGAUGGUUGCCCGUCAACUUUCCAUCAAGAUUGCUUAAAUAUCCAAAAGUUCCCUUCUGGUGAAUGGUACUGUGUAUACUGUACUUGCAAAUUUUGUGGGAUGCUUGGUGAUGCAUGCCAAAGCGAUCAGAAUAUACGUGGCUCUGCACUGGUUGUUUGCUCCUUGUGCGAGGAAAAAUACCACAGACUCUGUGCUCAGGGAAAGGAUGCAGCAUUUCUUGAUUCCAGUUCUUCAUCUUUUUGUGGGCGAAAAUGUCAAGAGGUCUUUGAUCGGCUACAGAAGCUUCUUGGGGUUAAGAAUGAACUGGAAGAAGGUUUUUCGUGGACUCUUAUUCAGCGAUCUGAUAUUAGCCAAGAUACAUCUUGUAGUAAUGAUUCUCAAAAAGUUGAAUGGAACUCAAAGUUAGCUGUUGCAUUUUCUGUGAUGGAUGAGUGUUUCUUGCCAAUUCUUGACCAUAGAAGUGGAGCCAAUAUGAUUCACAAUGUUGUCUAUAGCUGUGGGUCCAAUUUUAGUCGGCUGAACUAUAGUAGGUUCUUCACUGCUAUUCUAGAGAGGGAUGAUGAGCUUAUCUCGGUUGCAUCCAUAAGGAUACAUGGGAAUUGUUUAGCUGAAAUGCCAUUCAUUGGGACCAGGCAUAUGUAUAGGCGCCAAGGAAUGUGUCGUCGGCUUCUGAAUGGAAUUGAAUCGGCUCUCUGCUGUCUUAAUGUUGAGAAACUGGUUAUACCUGCCAUCUCAGAACUUAUGCAUACAUGGACUUCAGUUUUUGGUUUCAUGCCCCUUGAAGAGUUGAAGAAGAAAGAAAUGAAGUACAUGAAUAUUAUAGUUUUUCCUGGUGUUGAUAUGUUACAGAAACCUUUAUUAAUGCCUCAGUUUUCCAGAGAAAAUCUCUUUUCAACUGCAGCUAUAAAGACCACUGAACCCCAAACUGAGCCUCAAAUCCUGCAUGAGAGAGCAGGUGAUUCUGAUAUAUGUUGCUCUACUGGGGUGAGUUCCAAGGUUUCUCAAGAGGUUGCAGUCCAUGCUUAUGGAACUACUGGCAUGGCCAGUGAUAAUCAAGUGCAGGACAACAAAGAUAUUAAGGAUUCCAAGGCUUCUGGGAGAAAUGCUCUUGAACAUGAUAGACCGUAUGUUAUAGAGGUGUCUAAUAAGCAACAGAAUGUUGGUUUUCACUGUAUUAAUGUUCCUCAAAAGGAGAACUCCAAGUUUUACCAGCACAGUAGUCUAGAAGUGGACACCAACUCAUCUUCUGUAUACCAGAUCCAAUCUGAUGCAGCAGAUGGUGUGAGAAGAUUGUUAGAUGCUAAUGGUCCUGAGGCUUGUGGUGGAAAUUCUCUUGAACAUAAUAAACAGUAUGCUAUGGUGGUUGCUAAUAAGCAACAUAAUGUUGAUUUUCACCCUAUGAAUGUUCCUCCCAAUGUGGAUUCCAGGUUGCUGCACAGCACUCCAAAAGUGGACACCAACUCAUCUAUCAUUUCCCAGGUCCAGUCUGAUGCCACAGAUGGUGAGAAACAAUCUUUUCUUGCAUCAGACAAUAAAGGUGAAGAAGAUGCUGAAUGUUUGCUAAAUGGAGUAGUUAAUGCUGUUGACCAUGUCCCUGUACUCCCUGCAGAAAUUAUUGUUCAACCUGAGAAUGCAGAAUGUGGAGCAGAACUAUAUUGUGAGUCUGAUGAUAUACUGUGUGGUCUUUCACCACAAUCUCUUUCUGGAGCACCAGAUGUUGGAAAUUUUUGUGAUGCCUCAAUUCCCAAGGAUGGAAACCCGGGUUCCUUUUGUUUGAGGGUUGCUCCUGGAAGUCAUGAACCGGAAGUAGUUGCUGAAGUUCAGAAUAGAUCUGUUACUCUUUGUGGGGAUUUGAGCAAUCCCGUUGGUGUGAGCCAAGCUUCUUGUGUGGUUACUGGGAAUGAUAAUCGUCAGAAAGAAGUUACUGCUGCUCAAACUGAUUCUCAUUAUCCUGAUGCAGAUUCUGUUCUGAACAAGCAUCAGAUGAGCACCGGCCAAUGCCAGAAAUCUGAGCCAGGCUCUCUGGUUGAUCACUCAAGUGUGUCAGUGGGUGAAUCUGGGCUGUUUUGUAGCAACCCAAAUUCCAGUCCUGGUCUAACUUGCAUCUCCACCUCUGGUGCUUGUAAUGCAUCUGGUAGUACCGAGGUAGAAUCCCGGUGCUGAGUUGAACAUAAUUUGAUGCAUAGAAUCCCGGUGCUGAGAAGUAUGCACUUUUUGUAGAGAUUUUUGUUGUUUGCAGCUUCUAUUGCAAGGGAUCUGCCUUUUGGAGAUAGGACAUUUGUAAAUAAUAAUUUGGUUCGAGUACUUUGUACUGCAGUUUGCAGAAGGCUAUCAAGAAAUGAAAGGUGCAUUGUAUAUCAACAAUCUAUCCUGUGGCAAAUGUGAAUGAUUAAACAUGAAGGGAGGGGAAUUUUCUUUCUGAGUUUGUUUUAUUGUUUAGUUGCAGCGCUGGAGAUUUUGCAAUGUAAAUAGACAAUCAGCCUUUUGACAGACAGGAAGCCGGGAAAGCUCAGUACAGCAUUUAAAACAGGUCUGAAGCUGUGAAGACUUGAGGAGCAAGCCAUUAGUCUUUAGAACAUAAAAGGUGGUAACUUUAAAUAGCAAAAAAAAAAGAUGGUAACUCUGUACUUUGUUAGUCAUAGAGGCAUAACUGUUGGCCUGUUGUCAUUAGUACUUUUGUCUGCAGAUUCUCUUCCUCUGUACCGUGCUCUCCUUGUAGGUGUUGGGUUACCAAUUGCUGAUUGCUAAAAUAUUUGGGGUUAUCUCUUUUCUUUUUC